AGGAGGGGGCGGCGGCGGUGGAGGAGAAGAAGCAGCAGCAGCAGCGGCUUUGUUGGCUCGGAGAGGAGCGGCGCGGCGGGAAGGAGCGGUGGUUCGGGGGAGAGCCCACCAUGGUGCAGCAAGCAGAAAGUACGGAGGUGGAGAGCAACCUGCCCCGGGAAGCGAUGGAUACAGAAGAGGGCGAGUUUAUGGCUUGCAGCCCGGUGGCUUUGGAUGAGAGCGAUCCGGACUGGUGUAAAACGGCGUCCGGGCACAUAAAGAGACCGAUGAACGCCUUCAUGGUAUGGUCUAAGAUCGAGAGGAGAAAAAUCAUGGAGCAGUCGCCGGACAUGCAUAACGCGGAGAUUUCCAAGCGCCUGGGCAAGCGAUGGAAAAUGCUGAAGGACAGCGAGAAGAUCCCGUUCAUCCGGGAGGCGGAGAGGCUGCGGCUCAAGCACAUGGCCGAUUAUCCCGACUACAAAUACCGGCCCAGGAAAAAGCCCAAAAUGGACCCAUCGGCCAAGCCCAACGCCAGCCAAAGUCCGGAGAAAAACGCACCCACCAGCAGCAGCAGCAGCAAAAGCUCCAAGAGCUCCAGCAAGAAGUGUAGCAAGCUGAAAGCCUCCUCCACCUCCUCGCCCCCCAAACCGGGAGCCAAAGCCGCCCACCACGGGGACUACGCGGGGGACGAGUACGUCUUCGGUAGCCUGAAAGUGAGCAGCAAGACGGUCAAGUGCGUCUUCAUGGACGACGAGGAGGAGGAGGACGACGACGACGACGAGCUGCAGCUGCGGAUCAAGCAGGAGGCGGCGGAGGAUGAGGAGGACGACGAGGAAGCGGGGCCACAGCAGCUGCGGCGGUACAACGUGGCCAAAGUACCGGCGAGUCCCACUUUGAGCUCCUCGGCGGAGUCCACCGAGGGGACGAGCCUGUACGAGGAGGUGCGGGGCGGUGCGACGGCGGGCGGCGGCAGCAGACUCUACUAUAGCUUCAAGAACAUCACCAAGCAGGGCCCACCACCACCUCAGCAACAACAGCAGCAGCCGCCCGGCCUCUCCCCGGCUUCCUCCCGCUCCAUUUCCACCUCAUCGGCCGGUAGCGAGGAGGCGGACGAUCUGCUCUUUGACCUCAGCCUCAACUUCUCCCAGCACGGCCACGCCGCCGCUGAGCUGGGGGCGGGAGCCGCCGCUGGGAAUCUUUCCCUUUCGUUGGUGGACAAGGAUCUGGAUUCCUUCAGCGAGGGGAGCCUGGGUUCUCAUUUCGAAUUCCCCGACUACUGCACCCCGGAGCUGAGCGAGAUGAUCGCAGGAGACUGGCUGGAAGCGAACUUCUCCGACCUGGUGUUCACAUACUGAGCUCGGGGGAGGAGGAGGCGGCGAGAGCUGGAGCGGCGCGACGCCGGAGAUGCUGAUGAUGCUGAUGAUGCUGAUUAAAUCGAGAAAAAAAAAAAAAGGCUUGUUUUAUUUUCCUUUUUAUUUUUUUUUUUCCUUUCACACACUAAAAAAAAAAAAAAGAGAGAAAAGUUUCGAAGUUAGUUCCGAGCUCGGGAGUUGUGAUUGUAUAUUUUUUUUUUUUCAAUUAUUUUUACUCUCUUUUUUUGAUUUUUUUUAAUUUUUUUUUUUUUAAUUGCAUUUGGUGAUCACGACAACAACAAGCAAAGGCAAAUGGGACUGGGGGAAAACAAACGAAACAACAACAAAAAAAAAAAAGAGAAAAGAAAAAGAAAAUAACGAUCCAGAAGGCGCUGUUUGAAGCUUUGUCGGUCUCUGAUUGAAGUCUGGAAGAUGGUCUGCAGGAGAAGUCUUUUGGCAGCACAACUGUUACUCAAGGGGGUUUGUGGAUUUUUUUUUUUUAUUAUUAUUAUUAUUUUCCCGUGAGAGAUCUUAAAGAACUGAAUUUUUUUUUUUUCCUUAUAUCGGUUUUAUUUGUUUUGUUUUGUUGUUUUAUCCGGAAGGGACCAUUGCAACUUCUUUGUUUUGUUCUUUCUUUUUUUUCCCUAAGAAUCGUUAUUAUUUGGAGGGAGAAAACUGAUGUCUUCUAUGCAUCCGAUUCUUAAAACAAAGCUGCAGGGAGCUUGAAAAAAUGCAGACUGUACAAACGCUUAACAAAUAACUGAACUGACUUUUAACGAUCAGAGUUUACUUUUCAGAUCAAAUUGUUUAUGGUUUUACAAAUGUGAUUUCUACUUGCCAACUCUUGUUAUUAUUAUUAUAUUUUUUUUUGCUCGUUGUUGUUAUAAUUUUUUUGUCUAAAAAAAAAUAAUAAUUGUUUUUCGGUUUUGUAACUUGUUCCCUUUAUACCUCCUUGAUUGAAUACCAGACAGCCUAGACCUCAGUACAAAAAGGUAUUGAAACAUUUUUGAUACAUAACAGACCUCAGUCUUUUUUAAAAAUUAAUAUAUUUUCAGGCGUAUUUUUGUACAGUGAAAAGGGAACAUUCUUGCUGUGUUUUUUCAGUAAGACUUUUCAGGCACUUCUUCCCUUUUAUUUUUCUUUGAUUCAAGUUUGGUUUUUUCUUUUCCUUCUUUAUUUCUCUUUUUUUUUUUCCUCCGUUUUUAGCAUGCAAGUUUGUUGGUACGUUUUAAAAGGAUUAAAAAAAAAAUUAAAAAGGCAAAAAAAAAAAAAGGGCAAAAAACCGAACAAACAGGAAAAAUAAUAAUCCUUGCAUCUAAAGGCCUUGUGGUUUUAACAUAAAAAAAAAGGAAGAAAAAAAAAAGAAACAAACAAAAAAAGAAACACUUUUUUUUUGUACAGCUAUAGUUCAGAUUUGUUCAAUAUUUGUAGGUAAAGAUUUAUUGAAAAUGGUGAUAUAGACCUCAGAGCUGUUAUCUUAGUUUAAAAGAUUGUAUAUGUACUGUACUAUAGUAGGACUUUAUGUAUCUCAUACGCUGUGAUAUGUGGAUUGAGGGGGGGGGGAGGGAGGGAGGGGAAAGGGGGCCCCCAGAUGGAAGGUAUGAAACUGGAUUCUCGAUUUUAGCGCAAAAAACAAACCCAAACAUGAAAAAGACACAUAAAAAAAUUAAAACAAAACAAAAAAAAAAGGAGAAAAAAAAGAGAGAAAGAAAGAAAAGGAAAGAAGAAAAGGAAGAGGAAAAAAAAAAAGGCACAUAGUUUAAAAAAAUAAAAGUUUCUCAUGUUGUGCAAUAUAAAAUAACAAACCAUCUGCAUCUUUUGUAGCAAACGAUGGCAAAAAAAGACAAGAAGGUUAAAAAAAAAUAAGAAAUUAAGCAGCAGACUUGUGCACUGUCAAACAUCAUAGCCUGGUUCUUUUUUGGUUUUUUUGGGUUUUUUUUUAGUUAUUUUUCUUCCUUUUUUUUUUUAAUGCUGAAAGUCUGUAUCUUGACAAUUUUAAUAAAUCAGCUGGAACUGAUAGAAA
This is a messenger RNA of Pogoniulus pusillus (Red-fronted tinkerbird), 3354 nucleotides long. It is a transcript of the gene SOX11, whose product is annotated as SRY-box transcription factor 11. Gene Ontology annotation, molecular function: DNA-binding transcription activator activity, RNA polymerase II-specific; RNA polymerase II cis-regulatory region sequence-specific DNA binding. Lineage: Eukaryota; Metazoa; Chordata; Aves; Piciformes; Lybiidae. The record is from RefSeq and is a predicted model, not a curated record. Gene Ontology annotation, biological process: positive regulation of transcription by RNA polymerase II; negative regulation of transcription by RNA polymerase II; neuron differentiation. The transcript has a single exon. The coding region runs from base 111 to 1334 and encodes 407 amino acids.